Messenger RNA from Fulvia fulva, 672 nucleotides. RefSeq lists its product as uncharacterized. The record is from RefSeq and is a predicted model, not a curated record. The transcript has a single exon. NCBI's taxonomy places the organism in Eukaryota, Fungi, Ascomycota, Dothideomycetes, Mycosphaerellales, Mycosphaerellaceae. The coding region runs from base 1 to 672 and encodes 223 amino acids.
AUGGCGCGCACAACUAUCGCGGCACCACUCCAACAACAGCCGCGCCACUGCCACCUCCUCACCAAACUCUCCGCCGAACUCCGCAACAACAUCUACGAGCUAUGCCUGAUCGACCCAGCACGCAACGAUCACGGACCCGUAUACAUCGAACGCGAUGCGGACGACCUAGACCAGAUCCCGAAGCAUUCUCUAGCUCUCCUCGCCACAUGCCGCCAGAUCUACCACGAGGCCGCAGGCCUCUUCUACAACAAUCUUCACAUCGGCUUCCUGACCCCUUGCGACUGUCGGACCUUUCUCGCCGACAAUGGCAGUAAGCAUGUCACAGCUAUCAAGCAGCUUUCGGUCAUGAUUGGAAACUACGAUCGGGGAAGCCAGGCGUUGGAGUUCGUUAAGAUGCUGGCGCCAAUGACGCAGCUGAAGAAGUUGACGUUCGAUAUUCAAGCGGGAGGUAUCGAUGAGGAUGAGCCGCUGGAUUCGAUUCUUGGGGUGGUGGAGGAGCUGAAGCAGGGUAUUGCGAGAUUGCCAGCUGUUGAGGAGGUGUUGCUUGAUACGUGGACUUUGCGGUAUGAGGUUGUUAUUGUGGGUGAUACGCCGCAGAAGGCGAAACUAGAUGCUAUCAAGAAUGCAUUGGGCGCGGAUGUUGUUGAGAGGGUCAAGAUCAGGGGGCGAUAG